UUACACCUUGUGGCAAAGAGGAAGUAGAUUGCUAGCUCCAUAAUAGAGGGUAUAUGCUAGAAGGGAUACAGCUUUUGUCGAAUUAAUGUCAAAAGUUGGUUAUUUUUUUCAUUUGAUCUAACGCUAACCCUUUUACUAACCUUAACCUAAUCAUUCCAACCUGCUGCGUAAAUUGUAACCUACGAAAAGUCAAAUCUGACAAAAACUGGAUCCCAUCUAGUUCUAACCCUUAUAAUACCUACGUUGGUGAAAUUGAAAGAGAAAUUGAACGACUUCGACACUAGCUAAAUUGAUACAUUUGGGACAAUGCACCAUAGCUAGCUAGUUGCAGUGUGCAAUUUUCAGACAAAUGUGCCGGCUCUGUAGAUGCUAAAGCUAUGGUCAUGUGACUGUAGUGAUAUAACUAGCUAAUGCAGCUUCAAAUAAUCAAUGCACUUUCAUUUUCUCGCAGUAGCAUUGCUUUCCCUCGCAGAUUAACAAAACAGAUUGCCUAUCCGUCCCACCUGGUUGACUACAGCUCACCUGCCAAAGUAAUGUCAACUGCAUCUGUGGAGCCAGUGCGCUCUAUUGGCAAAUCGAAGCCUGCAGAAGGCAUCUGGAGCCUACAUCAUGUGAAGGGGGACUUGUUCUCCGGUCCUGAAGAUGAGGCCCUGGCCCACUGUAUCAGCAAAGACUACCACAUGGGAGCUGGCAUCGCAGUUAUGUUCAAGAAGAAGUUUGGUGGAGUGGCUGAGCUAAAGGAACAGAAGAAGGUGCCAGGACAAUGCGCUGUACUGAAAAGACACAAGCGUUUUGUGUACUACCUGAUAACAAAGGAAAAGUACAGCAACAAGCCCACCUAUGACAUCCUGAGGCAGAGCCUUGAGGACAUGAAGUCUCAUUGCUUGAAAAACGGAGUAACUGCAAUAUCAAUGCCUCGCAUUGGCUGUGGCCUUGAUCGACUGAGCUGGGACAAAGUGGAAAAGAUGCUUGAGAAGGUAUUCCAGCCCACAAGUAUCAGUAUCACUGUGUACACCCUCCCUGUAAAACCCACAGAGAAACCAAGUCCACGGGGAAAGCAAGUUUCCAAUGAUGUUUUCUGUAAAACAAAAUGAAGUUAAACUCACAGACAAUAUAUCAGCAUACUCGUAUGCAUCUGUACAACGUUUUCCCAAGGCUGUACUUUUGAAAGAGAAUAAACACACUUUUCCAUGAAA
Molecule: messenger RNA, 1196 nt
Organism: Salmo salar (Atlantic salmon)
Lineage: Eukaryota; Metazoa; Chordata; Actinopteri; Salmoniformes; Salmonidae
Product: ADP-ribose glycohydrolase OARD1
Biological process (GO): peptidyl-glutamate ADP-deribosylation
Source: RefSeq, a predicted model, not a curated record